AUGAGCUUGUUUGCGGAGUUGGUGGAGGAAGGGGAGGAUGCGGAAGGACUGGUUCUUGGACAAGAGGUGACGCUGCAGGAUCUGGAAGAGGCCUUGGCCGAGCUCGCAGCCCAGAACGAGCAGCUCGAAGUGGAUUGCCGCGGUCUGGAGGCUCACUGUCGUGACUUGGAGCGUGCAGGCUGGCCAGUGCCAUGCAAGUUGGAAGAUGUGAUCCUGGCAUCGGAGACAGCUGUCGAAGAGGUGCCUGAACCUCCAACGGUACUCUCGGAUCACGUGUCGGUCGUUGUGGCAGCAGAGGCUGCUGCCAAAGCUGCUUUGGAAGCUGACAAAUCCCCGGAAGACGCCGCGGCACAAAUUGGAACAGCGCUGGCGAGCGAGUCAGGAAUGGAACAGUGUCGAUUUGAGGAGCUGGCGUCGCCAGUGAUUAGUCGCACAGUGUCGGGCUUGUUUUGUGAUGUUGCUGGAGAUGCACCGUCAAUGGCAGCCCAAGCAGCGGCCAAAGCAGCCAUCACUGCUGGAUUGAAUGCUGAAGCUGCUGCUGUUGCCGGGUUCGUUGCUGCAGGAAUGGUCGCGGGAAAGCGUGCCCUACAAGACGGAGGGGAUCUGAGCAGGUCAGCUGAUCUGGGGUCGAAGACGGCCUUGGAACUUGCCACAGCUGGAGGUCUUUCCGAAGAAGCUGCUACCCGAGUCGCGGCGCAGACAGCCAGUGAGAUUGCCAGUGAUGCGUCCCGCACUGCUGGCAAGAUUUUUGAAAGGGUGGUCGAAGAUGCUGCUGAAGCAGCCAAAAGUGCGGCCGGGUCAGCUUCAUCCAGUUUGUCGACACGCCUUGGUGUAGAGGCAGCUGGGCGAGCAGCGGCGAACACCGUUGCAUUGCAAGCGCCCGCACUAGACGCCGCCCAGAUUGCGAGGCAUGCCAGCAGUGCAGUCGCGGCCAUUACUCGCGAGGCCAUCCCUGGCGCAGAGGAUGAGGUGGUCGCAGAGGUGAACAGAGCCGCUGCCCGCGUCGUAGAGGAAGCAAUCGCCGCGGUCAUCGUAAAGGCGGAGAGCAAAGCACCUCACGUCGCAGAAUCACCGCAAUCACCGCAAUCACCGCAACAGACAAAUGCAUCAGAUCAAGACGACAGGGUGAAGGAGUUGCUCAAGGCGCGUGAGAAGUCCUUCGCAGCCAUGGCCGACAUGCAGGAACGCUGCGCUGGCCAGCAGACGGAAAUGGAGCGAUUGGUGCGGGAACGUGCGGGUGAUCAAGAGGAGCUGCUGAAGCUUCGUCAACAGCUUCGGGGCCUGGAACAGCAACUGCAAGAAGCUGAAGCCCGGGAGCAACUGCAGGAAGAGAAUCGGAUGGACAGUUUGAGCGCCACGACGGGCGAUGACACGUCAUCUCUGGCAGACAGCUUGGCGGGGAGUGUGCGCAGAAUGCGCAAGAAGAGAAAUGCACGUGCAGGGCAAGCCUUUCGACAAGCAAAGUGCUUGGACGAAGGCAUCGACAUAGGCACAACGGAGGCAGAUGUUGAUCCAGAAGAAAGGCUGAUUCGCACUUUGGUUGCCAAGUCGCACGCAUCGCCGCUCUGGCGAGACUUGCUCAUCUUCAUCCUGGAGAAAUCGGGACAUGCAACUUUAAGCCCCACGUCGUCUGACGCGGAUGUAAAGAAGGAGCUGCAGCUCAUGGCUUACCAAGUGAAGGAAAGGUUGGGCUCGCUCCAGGCCCCAGUGCAGUCACAGGAGGGCAUGCUGGAAACCAUGCUCAAGACGGUCGGGAAAGUCACUGACCAGGCUGUGGAUUCUGCCGUCUUGUAUGUGACCCAGGAUACACCCAAAGCAGCUCAAGAUCCAGAGGUUCUCGUGCAGGCCUUCACCCGCGAGCAAACCCCGAGCCAAGAUCCCGCACAGGCAGGUGCCGACGCAUUCAAGCAGAACGCUCGACUGAGACUCGCAGCACGCCGAAAUCGCCAAAGGGGCAGCGUAUUGAGUGUUGCCGCCUCUGUCUCCUCAAAGCCUGGUGGCUAA
Messenger RNA from Symbiodinium natans, 2004 nucleotides. Lineage: Eukaryota; Dinophyceae; Suessiales; Symbiodiniaceae. The record is from the annotation of a GenBank genome assembly.